Messenger RNA from Aspergillus niger, 1851 nucleotides. RefSeq lists its product as uncharacterized. Gene Ontology annotation, molecular function: ferric-chelate reductase activity. The transcript has a single exon. The record is from RefSeq and is a predicted model, not a curated record. Lineage: Eukaryota; Fungi; Ascomycota; Eurotiomycetes; Eurotiales; Aspergillaceae. The coding region runs from base 1 to 1851 and encodes 616 amino acids. Gene Ontology annotation, biological process: intracellular iron ion homeostasis; iron ion transport; copper ion import. Gene Ontology annotation, cellular component: plasma membrane.
AUGCUCUACAGCUUCAUUCUGUGGGCGGUAAUCGUGGGAAUAUUGUUUCUUUGGGCGUUGGGAGGACGCCUCGUUCGGUUUGAUCGAUCUGUGGUCAGGUCCUCCUCGCCCAAGCCCAUCCGCCAGAGUGCUCCCUACCGUCUUUCGCGAACAACCCAGGCGCUUGUCCGGCGACAUCUGCUCCCGGAAACCUUGCCUUGGGUGUUUGGACAUACCACACGUCUGCAAGUCCUCAUCUUCCUGAUUCUCUCCGGGUAUCUGCUGGUCUUCACCCUGGUGGGCAUCACCUACAAGACCUGGGUCACUCCCAUUAGCGGCAGUUCGCUCAACAACACGCGCAGUGGACUGGGCCCGUGGGCAGACCGCAUCGGCGUGCUGGCAUUCGCCCUUACGCCAUUGUCCAUCCUGCUCUCCAGCCGGGAGUCAUUGCUUUCGCUGAUCACCGGCGUUCCCUACCACCACUUCAACUUCCUCCACCGCUGGCUGGGAUGGGUGAUCUACAUUCAGUCGGCCAUGCACACCCUCGGCUGGACUAUUGUUGAGGGGAAGCUCUACCAGCCGCAGCCCGCGCAGUGGAACAGCUUCAUCGCGCAGCCGUACAUUAUCUGGGGCAUCGUGGCCAUGAUCCUGCUCUCCUUUCUGGUCUUCCACAGCACUAAGCGCGGCAUCCAGCUGACGGGCUACGAGUUCUUCCGCAAGGCCCACUACGUAGUCGCCAUGGUCUAUGUCGGGGCCUGCUGGGCGCACUGGUCACACUUGUACUGUUGGAUGCUGGCCUCGCUGGUGGUCUGGUUCCUGGACCGAGGGAUCCGCCUCAUUCGCGUCUUCGUGCUGCAUCAUCUGAACGUCCCGACCACGACAUCGUCCACCACUGGGGGGUUGCACAUCCCACACGCCGCCAUCCAGUUGCACCCCAACCCGGCUGAUGGCGACAUCAUUCGCCUUGACUUCCACCAUAAUCACGACCCUUGGCACAUCGGCCAGCACUUCUUCCUCUGCUUCCCGCAAUUGAGUCUGUGGCAAGCCCACCCGCUCACCCCCUGCAGCGUGCCAGACACUUUACCCACCGGCCAGCCGCACACCUACAUCAUCCGCGCCCGGAAGGGACUGACGCGGGAAUUGGCCCAGAUCGCACGCAUCUCAUCACAAGAUUCUCAACCGAGUGACGGUGAGACCACUACUAUGACGAGCGUCGGCCCGACCACCCCGGUGAUUCUCUGUGGGCCUUACGGCCAGUCCAUCAUGGAGGAAACUACGACCGCUGGAAGCAGCAACCUCCUCUGCAUUGCCGGCGGGACGGGCAUCACCUUCGUGCUUCCCCCACUACUCCAUUUACUCAGCAACACCUCCACCUCCAAAUGCCAACCGACGCAGCUCCUCGAGCUCAUCUGGAUCAUCCGCCGCAAGGCCGACACGCAAUGGAUCGCCCCGGAGCUCGACAUCCUGCAGCGCCUGGUAUCCACCCGCCCGAACACGUUUCGAGUUCGCAUCUUCGUCACACGGGAGACAGCGCCAGUACCUGAGGUCUCGGACCUUGAGAAAUCACCCUGCUGUACGGGAGCGAGUGCGUCGGACUCUGGGGUUGCCGUGCAGUAUACCCUCUCAUCUGAAGCCACUGCAGUCACUGGGACAGCGGCAGCGGCCCACAAGCAUCCCAACCUUGAGAAUAUUGUCGAGGAUUUUCUGGACCGGGUGGUCGAUGGUCCGACACGGGUGCUCGCCAGCGGUCCGGCGGGGAUGAUUUCCACGCUGCGGAUGGCGGUGGCAGGGCGGAAUCGACCGGGAAGGGUGUGGCGUGGGGAGGAGCGAUGGGAUGUGCAGUUGGUGCAUGAUGAUCGGGUGGAGUGGUGA